CAUCGGUGGCCUUCUCAUAGACUUUGAGAGAGAGACUGGGGACGGUAGGCCCGUCGGUUUAUUCUUGUCCUCCCCACUUAACCCCGCUAAACGUCACAAUCGGUCGCAAACGCGCAUCGAUAUCGGGGUAGAAAUAGUCCGUGAUCGCGAGCAUCUCCCUCAUGAAAAUCUUUGGAAAGUUCCAAUUCCUACAUAAACACGUUAAUCACAUUUCUGACCCGAUUGAACCCAUCACCCAACGGCAAUAACUAGAACCAUGUCAAAAAUCGCAUCGACCUUUUCGCGCCUUGUGCGCUUUGUCCCUAAGUCGAACCCGUCUAAGGUUCUGAUCGGCGAGCCGGUAGAUGCGCAACUUGACGUCGGAUUGGCUCUUUACCAGGGAAAGGAAGUCUCAGUGCGACCAUUCACCGGAGCAUCCGUCCUUAAUCCAGGCCAGAAGACAGAGUCCACUGAGAUCAUCAGCCGGAUCCUCUCCCCUUUGGCGCAGAAUGAGGUCGGGUCGAUUAGAUGUAUUGGGCUGAACUAUACCUCUCAUGCCGCCGAGAUGAAGCUUUCUAUCCCAGAUGUUCCCACACUGUUCAUUAAGCCAUCGGCAGCUCUCUCGGAUCCUUGGCCUGCACCAACCGUUCUUCCCAAAAUCACGCAAGUUGACAACACGGGCGACUAUGAGUCUGAAAUGGUUAUUGUUAUUGGUCGCGAUGCGAAGGAUGUUAGCGAAGCUGACGCCCUGGAUUAUGUCCUUGGAUACACGGCAGCGAACGAUGUUUCAAGCCGCACGUCACAGAUGAACCAGAGUCAAUGGUGUUUCUCUAAGGGAUUCGACACCUCGUGCCCAAUUGGUCCGGCCCUCGUUUCUGCGGCAUUGUUCCCAGAUGCCAGCAAAUUCCAGAUCCGCGGCCUGAAGAACGGCAAGGUGCUGCAGGAUUGUCCUCUAACGGACUUGAUCUUCAGCGUGCCCAAGCUCGUCAGCUUUCUGUCUCAGGGAACAACUCUGCCAGCAGGAACUAUUAUCUUGACUGGAACUCCCCCUGGCGUGGGUGCUGCAAAGAACCCGAAGGAGUUCUUGAAGGAUGGAGAUGAGUUCGCCGUUGAAUUGCUGCCUCACGUCGGAACUCUGGUGACGAAGAUUGAAAACCAGAAAUGAAGCUGUAGUUGAGACUCACUAGGGCGCAUUGUGGGUGCUUAGGAAAUAGAUAUGC
Messenger RNA from Aspergillus caelatus, 1199 nucleotides. RefSeq names its product fumarylacetoacetate hydrolase family protein. The coding region runs from base 257 to 1144 and encodes 295 amino acids. The transcript is spliced from 5 exons. Gene Ontology annotation, molecular function: acetylpyruvate hydrolase activity. NCBI's taxonomy places the organism in Eukaryota, Fungi, Ascomycota, Eurotiomycetes, Eurotiales, Aspergillaceae. The record is from RefSeq and is a predicted model, not a curated record.